CAGUCUUUAUGCUUUACAUUAUAUUUUUCUAAUUUUUUAAAACUUAAAUUCGUGAUUUUUUUUAAAAAACAAUAAAGAAAAUAUGUAUACAAUAUUUUAUAUUUUAACAAUAGUAGUUUUAACAUCAAGUUUUCUAUUAUUUAUUAUUUACCAUUUUUUUGGAAAUCGAGAACUUUACCGAAAAACUAGUCACAUUCCAGGACCAAAAACAUUUCCUUUAAUUGGAUGUGCUUAUCUUUUUCUCGGUGAUUCGAAAUAUUUUAUGAAACGAAUGGCUAGACUUAUUGAUUCAUUUCCCUCGACAUUUCAUUUUAUUCUUGGUUCUAGAGUUUGGAUUGUGAUCAAAGAUCCGGUACAAAUAAAAACCCUUCUGAUUAAUUCGAAAACACUUCAAAAAGAUGAUAUUUAUAAAUUUGCCAAACCUUGGGUAGGCAAUGGAUUAAUGACUGUUGAUCAUCAAAUUUGGCACGAUCGACGAAAAUCAAUUCAACCGACAUUCCAUAGUAAAAUCCUGAGAAGUUUUAUGUCAAUUCUUCAAAAACAUUCACUUUUAUUAACACAAACUCUGUCAGAUCGAAUAGAUGGUCCGGAAUUUGAAAUAUUACCCUACAUUUCAUUCACAAUUUUUGUCAGUAUUUAUGAAAAUACUAUUGGAAUGUCUAUAGAAAAGGAAAGAAAAGAAAUUCUAAAAUAUUUAGAAACAAAUGGAAGAAUAUUGAAAUCAUUUCUCGAACGACUUAAUCGUGUGUGGUUACAUUCGGAUAUAUUACACAGGCACACAAAAAAAAAAAAAGUCAGUAAUCAAAGAAAGAAGACAAAAAUUAAAAAUUGA
This is a messenger RNA of Leptopilina boulardi, 832 nucleotides long. Its product is annotated as cytochrome P450 4C1-like. The record is from RefSeq and is a predicted model, not a curated record. Gene Ontology annotation, molecular function: iron ion binding; heme binding; oxidoreductase activity, acting on paired donors, with incorporation or reduction of molecular oxygen. NCBI's taxonomy places the organism in Eukaryota, Metazoa, Arthropoda, Insecta, Hymenoptera, Figitidae. The coding region runs from base 83 to 832 and encodes 249 amino acids. The transcript has 7 exons.